UUGCAACUCCAGUGUAUCCCUAGUAUAAAAGUGAGUACUCUCAUAUACAAACCUGCAUGUGCUUUUUGCAGUAGUAGAGAUCCAGUGGAAAUUACACAGCAGCUAUGCCUAGUAGGGUUAGGCCGAAAAAGAAGAACACUGCAUCUUCUGCAGGCAAUAGGUGUGGGAGUAUAAGCCAGGCUUGCAGUGACCAGAUGAUUGUAUCUAGUAUUGCAACCAAGGAAAAAAAGUGUCAGGUAGAUCAUGUGGGAAAUUCUUCACCAUCAAAAUCUGCAUCAACAAGCAGAUCAUCAGUAUCCAUAUCCACUUCUGAAUCGCAGUUAAACAAGCAAACUUCUCAAGACGUAAAUCCAAUGUGUGUUGCUCUUGAAAGAAACAAACGAUUACAAGCUACGUUAAAGAGUGGAAUUGGUCAAGUGGGAGUAAUAGCCUCUGUCAGCCCAAUGAAUAAAUGGAUUAUUGAGCUGAGGUUAUGGAACUCAAAGUUACAAAUGAAAAUUCUUCAAGGAAAGUUGGAAGAAUGCCGACUGCAGGUUUCAGAAAGGAGGUUAAGUCUAGGUACUUCAAAUUCUGAAUAUGAGAAACUACGGAAAGAGGUAUCCCUCCUAGAAGAGUGCUUGGCUGAGAAUAAGGCAAAAGCUCAGCUCCCUCCAAAGCAGGUGGCUGCUUUGGUACCUAGUACUUGCUAUAACGAUCAAUUUCACUUUUCGAGAUCUGAUUAUUUGAUUUUUGAACAUUUUGGUGAGGAUAUUGAUUUGUUUAACUUGGACAAAGGGAUUGCAGUAGAUGGUCCACUCCUAAAAUUCCGUGAUCUAUUUCAUCAUCUCUUAGAAUGUAGAUAUGGGCAUUUGUCAGAGAAUCAGCUUUUUGGCAAUCCGAAUCAAUCUGAUGACAGUAUUGAAAGCAAAGAUGGUGACAAUACUAGCCAGAUUAUUUUGUUGCAUGACUUCGAAAGUAUUGGAAAAUGUUCCGUUGUGCAAAAGUUUCUAGAUUUUUUCUCGGCACACUUUGAAUCUUGUCCAAAAGAACUUGUCAGUCAAUUCCUUAGAUCUUUCUCAGAAUUAUUCAAGGAGAAGAAGGAUAUAUUUGAUACCGAUGAUUUUCACAGGGUGGUCAUUGAUUGCGUAACAGCAUUUUGCUUGUAUCUCAUUGAUUCUCGUGUCAGAGUGAUGGAAGUGUUGGAGCAAAUCGAAACAGAUGUACACCAAGCGACAACUUCAUAUAGCUUCCUUCAAAAGCCACCAGAAGAAAACCAGCAGCAAGAAAUUAAUGAUUUUCUCAAACAGAUACAAAAUCUCAACAAACAAUACGAAAAAUGUAACAAAGAGUCCAGUGAAUACACACCUGAGAAACAUCAGCUUUACCAAUCACAGAUUUCAUUAUACACAAGAAUAUUGUCAUUCAUUAAUAAGCAAUUGAUCUCACUAGACUCCAGAAAACAGGUGGAAGAGUACCUAAACUCAAACAAGAAUCACUAUUCAUACUUGCAGGAGUAUCUAAGCCAUUUAAGUGCACUGCUGUCGCCCAUGCUACAACGCUACACUAUUUCUUAUGAGCAUAAGGAUGACUAUCGAAUCUUCAAUGUGAAGUUUGUGGCUGGAACUUUUGUAGGAGCAGAUGCAUCCCUUAAAGAAUGGCUAGAAAAGUACCCAAUGAGGCUAAAACCAGGAGACCAUCUCAGAUUUUUUGCUGACUCAGUAGUGUAUGCUGAUACGAACAUAACACUUCCAGGAAUUAGUUUUGCUUGCAUUUCACCUAAAACUGUCUGCACUAACAAACCUACAAUCAGUAUUAACACUGAUGGACUACCUAUAUCAGAAAAUGAUCGCCCAGGCACUGCGUUUUCUGGGGAGGCUGGUAACGAGCACAGUCAGCAAGGAAAACCGGGCUCGGAUGGGGAUAACGGUCGCUAUGGAAACCCUGGUGGUCACACCUUGUUGGUCAGUGGCAGCCUAUGCCCAUCUAAUUGGGUUCUUUCCGCCAAUGGAAGUCGAGGGGAAAAUGGUCAAAAUGGAGGCAAAGGCGGAGCUGGUUGGUCGCCCUGCUAUAAAGGACGUGAUGGGGAGGCCAAAGAAUUUAAAACUAGUUGGAAACAUAGUGUCAUUAUUAGCUAUGGAACGUUUGGUAAAAACGGAGGCCAAGGGGGUGAUGCUGGAAUGGGUGGAGCUGCUGGAAAAUCAGGAAUCAGCGGUAAAAUUCAAUUAAUUGAUCUUGAAAACGAUCAAAACUGCAGAGCAACUCAAAAGAAAAUCGAAGAUGGAAUACUAGGCAAUCCAGGCCUAUCUGGCAGGGGAGGAAGGCACACAAGACAUGGUAAAGACUAUGGGGCGUAUGCAAAACACCCAAAUUGCAUCCGUACAUUUGGGACUUUUCUCUUUCGAAGGGAUUACAGGAAGAAAAAAACAGUCGAGGGGAAAUUGAGACACAAUUCUAUUCCGAGGAAUCAUGGGUCUGGAAAAUGGUACGAGUGUAGAGGAAAGUCACUACCAUAUCAAAUGAAGACCGGAAGUCACCCUGAUUUUACUAGUUUUUUGAGAGGAAGGAAUAUAAAGGGGAAAAAUGCUCAAGUUAAAGUGAACCACGCUGUAGCUAAUGAAAACAAAGCGAUUGAUAAGUGUGCUUGCUUCCAUUCUAUGCAGGAACAGUGUCAACAAUCUCUGCAACAUUGGAAUGCUAAAUCUCAUGCCAGUUUCUUGAGUGCAUUCGCACAGAAAAUAGGAGAGGUUUUGAAAGGAAAUUUUACUGUCUUAAAACACAGUGAGAUGAUAAGAAAUAACAGUGAAGCUUGGAUCACUCGCAUUCACAGUCAAUCUGCAUCUCUACAGAGGAGUAUGCAACAGCAAACUACAACAGAAAUGCGACGAGAACGAGCUCAACUAAUGCAAGACAUAGAGGAAAAAAGCCAUCAUAAAACGUUGGGUUAUCUUGGAACAAAUGGUGACAGCUCAAAAGUGAUCCUUGAUCUGUCUUCACUAAAAACCUGUGCAGGAAAGUAUUUAAGCCGCCUCACAGUGGAAUUAUUUUUAUCUGACGAUAGUAGUGACACUAUUGUGAAUCAGAUGAUGUUGAACAUUUCCGAAGGAGAAAUAUUCAUUUCAAAUGGACCCCCCAGCUUGAUGAGAACACACAAAGCUACUGAUUACUUUCGUAUUCUCAAACAAGGUAGUGACCGAUACCAGUAUUACCAUGUUGGCUCUUACUCAGGGAGAUCGAUCCAUGAUCAGUCACUGCUGGCCAUAUUGAACGAUAUUGAGAUUGAAGACAAUCAAAUUCAAGCAAUUCCACGUGAUAAUAUGCUCUACUCUCAAAUGGCGACUUGGAUACGAACCAACUAUGGACCUAAGGCUGUUCCAUGCUGCAAAGAACAACUAUGCUGUAUUUGGAAACUGAGACUGUUAAUUGCAAUCAGAAAAACGUAUUUGAUGAUUGGUGGAAAGUAUUAUCAAACUCAACAAUUUCAGUAUGUUCAAAAGCUCUAUGCUCAAUGUGUUGACGAUGUUAUCACAGCUACAUCUUGUGACAAACUUAGCACUAUCCAAAAAGUCUUACUUAGCGAACAACUUUUAAUUUUACCGUUGGACACUUCUUGGAUUAGCACAAGGUCAUUCUGCAAUGGAACAUCAUUGAAGCUGAAACGAGCCAUCAAUCUUUUCAACAAGGUCCCAUCCUCUGAGAAUUUCUUUACAUUGUUGUCAAGCAUUCGUGUAUGUCAUCAAAACUACUUCACCGAAUCACAUGAUAGCUACAUUGAGUACCUUAGCUCAGAAACGGUAGUGGAUGGGCUGAGGGCAUUCUAUCAUCAAGUUUGUGGCAUACUUCGAAUACUUUGUGAUAAUAAACAAAUUAGAGAGGGUUCUGAGGAGAUACCUUGUGUGACAGCAAGUCAAUCUUUGAUAGAAAAUAUCCACCUGUUGCCAAAAAUCAACUGUCGUGACAAUCAAAAGGCCUUCACUGACUUUUUGGUUAAAUUAAAAACUAACCCUUUUCCAGUUUAUAGUGUAAUUGACACAUUUUUUGUAGAUCUAGCUCAAUAUUUCCAGAGCAUCACUGGCAUACAAGUGCCUGAUUUGCAGUCUCAGAAUUCAGUAUCUCGUGUUAAGUUUGUGGAUCUUUAUGCAGCAUUUCAGGCAUUUCCUAGUGCCCUUACACUGACAGCAGCAAUGUCUGUGUGUGCCCGCUCAAAAAUGAUUGUAGCAAAGUUUCCAGAUGAAAUUCUCAAUCUUUUGUCUUGGUUGUUUAAUGCUCUACAACGCUAUUUCCACUCCUUUGAAGCCGAUACCAAUAUUAAUGACUUUAUUCAGCGACUAAAUGAAGAUGGCUUAAACAUAACAGCUCUGCUAAAAAUUGCAUGUCGUAUUGUUAAAACUUCAGAGACAAACCUCUUGCACUCAACUGUUGAGAGUUUCCUGCAGAUUCUCCAAAGUAUUACAAUUAUUGAACAAACAUGUGCUGGUGAAAUGGAAUCGUGUAAUCAGUCACUCUUACAGCAGGAUGUUUCGAUGUCUGUAUUAGAUGUGGAGUAUUUGAUAAAAGAGACGAGUGCUAACACAAAUGAUUCUGUUCGUGAAAGAGCAGACUGCUUCAGUAAACUAUUCAGAGUACUAGGUCGCUACCCCCUCUCACAGCCAUCACCUCUUUUAAAACACUGGGAGCUGCAUAUUCAAAAGCAGUUACAAUUUAUCUCCGACAAAAGAACUAGAGCAACUGCUACCUGUAAAGUAUUGGCACAGUUGUCCUCUACGCUCAAGCAAGGUGUUUCACUGUUACAACUAAUGCAAAAGCUGCUAGACAUCAAAGAGAUGGUUUGUGCUGCAACGAGUAUUGAAGAUUUUUCUUCAUUGUACAAUGCAGAGGGAAAAGAAGAGAAGUGCAAACAAUUCCUAUUUUGUAAGUUGUCCCUUAGUAAUCAAUUCGAUUCAUCUUCUUGCCUUAACACGUUAGUGCAUUGGAUCUAUCCUGACCUAAGCAUUCAAACAGAACGAAAAGUUCAUGUUGUACUCGAGAGACUCCCACCACAACACAAGGUUGUUUUCCAAACACAGGAACCUAAUGAGGAGGAUAAUAUCGAUUGCCACACGCUAGUCCUCUACCCAGAUGGUGGUCAGUGGGGGUCGUGUACAUUGUCAGACAAUAAGCCACAUUCCUUAGUAUACAGAGAGGUGUCUGGUGACAUCAUUUUAGAUGCUCUCCGAAUGAAUAUGAAAGAAUUACUUGAGAAAGAAAAAGACCAAAUAAUUUUGAGCCAAGAAGAAGCUGCUUGUCUUCUUGGAAGACUAGGAUAUGAGAACGAGUUUUGCACCCACUUUAAAGUUGACUUUUGUGGCCAAGUUCUCGUAGAUGAGCAUAAUGCGAAUGUAUACAUUGAAUGUAUCGAUUUACGAACAUGCUUGUGUGAACAGAUUGAUACAGAAGAUGUCAAAGAUGAACACUUAAAGGACAAAGUCAUUAUAAUACAAUGUUUAUGCAGGGACAAGGCUCUAGAAAUAGUGAAAACACUUCAAAUUCUUGAACUUACUGAAGAUGAUAUCUCAAUGAUACAAUCUUCUGUUGCUGCUUGCGUUAUCAAGCACCCCUCAAAGCCAGCUAUUGUGUACAAUAUUGAAAAAUGUGAAUCUAUAGUGGAUACUGAGUUUACCUACUCGCUACCACUGGUAACCAAUACAAACGAGAAUCCUAUUAAAAAUCUUCUAUUGGUUUCUAACCUACUGAAUAAGUAUGAUCAGCUAUAUCAAGCAUCAUUACCAACUUCUCUGCUUAACACAGCACUCAAAGCUGCCAUACAAGAUUCUCCCACUGUCCUUUAUGACAAAGAUGUACCAAAGCUAGUGAGAUUGAUUCGUCGACAGUUUGUUAAAGAGUGUAUUAACUCACUUCCUUGUGACCUGCAAUGUUUUCAGAUGAUGAAACAACUAUUAGAGGAGAUUUUGUCGCCAGCCUGUGAAAGCAUAGUUGUUGAAGAUGUCCAUUUGUUGGGAAUGGAAUUUUACUUACAGUUUCUGCUGAUUGAGGAUAGAAAGAGGAAACACAAGGGUCAUGUGAACAUAGAUGACACUUAUUUGCAACUUUGGGAGAAUGUUUUGAAGGCGGAUAAUUUCUCAGUUUACACUGCAAAGUGCCUUUGUUCAGCAUUUGCAUACCUUCGUGAGUCUGAAAAUGUUAACGCUUACUUAACGUUUGAGAGUGCUCACUCUCAGUUUCAAAUGUAUAGCAAUAUAUCCGAAGGAUUAAGGAUUAUUAUCGAGAAAAGUCCAAAUUUAAACAAACCACUUAGCUCUGAAAUAGAACAAUUGUUAAGUAGAAUCCCCAAAUUUAAUAAGUACCACAGGAUCAAUGUGUUCCUAGAAGUCAUUAAAAAGAUGGAUGAUGAACAAAAUCUUUAUACACUAAUGAGCAUGAUUCGUUCAAUAGAAGAUCUACAUGAAAAAUUUCUUAAAAUUGAAUGUGUCGUCAAUUGCAGUCUUUCAAACGAAUUAUGUCUUGAGAAUACGCUGUAUUCUUCGGAGUUUUACUCCCACGUCUCAACGAUAUUACUUUUAUGGACUAAUGAAAGAUUAUACAAAAUGAUGGAAUUUUUUCACGUAAUUCUUUCUGAUAAAAUCUUCAAUCACGACUCAAGGAAAGAGUUAGUCAUGCAUACACUUUCAUUAUGGGUAACAAGCAAAUCAGAAACAGCGUUCCAACAAUGUGCCUGGGAUAACAUCCAUGAUUUGCUUUUAAUAGGGAAUAUGCUCACAAAAUCGUUACAAGCUGAGCUUCUGGAACAUUUGCCAUUGUUUACUCAAAAUGAUUGUACUGAUCUACUAUCAAACUUGCUUACCAUCAUCCAAGUUAUUAAAGUCACUCCAGAUCUAUUGCCAGUAGUUUCUAUUCUACGGCAAGUUCCCAGUGGCCAAUGGCUCUCAAACUUGCUUGCAUUCAACUUUGUACGAGUCUGCACUGAUCAUUUUAAAACUAACUCCAUUCACCUUCAUGAUAGGUUGAUGGGUAUCGAUACCAAGCUUUUGCAAAUUCUGUACAAUGUUUUCACGAAUGAUCAGUAUCAUAAAGCUGAUCCAAACUCGACAGUUGGCAUACUUACCCUUGCUCAGCUUAUCACUAUUAUAGAAUGGCUACCUUUUGUUGAAGUGUGUCCUGAAGUCUCCACUUCGUUAUGUAAUACUUCAAUGCCACUUUGGGAGAAAGAGCUAGCGGUGAUACAUUUCAAGCAAUAUCUUGAUCACUGGGCUGACAUCACAAAAGCUGUAAAACAGAGAACAAUGUACUUGAUGAAUCGGGUUCGGCUUGAAGCUGGCAUCCCUCACUUAGAAUUUAUGUCUCUCCUGUACACUAUGAGAAGCAAGUAUAUCAGCAGUGGUGCUAAAGAUAACGGGUUUCUGAUGACUCUAUUUGAAGAUCUGUAUUACAAGAGAGUUACUCUGCAGGAUAUUAGCUCUAUCAUUGUAGAUCGUGACUAUCUUGAUUGGUUACCUGCACUGAGGGAAAUAGAAAGUAACAAGCAAAGUAGGAAGCCACAAGGAGUUAGUGAGAUAAUCGACCUCAUUGAGUAUCAAAUGAAAAUUGGGAAUUUUGCCAUCAGCCCUCGUGAACUAGAGCAAUUCAAAGGAGAAGCAAUGGAAAUCAUUGACCGUAUUGAACAUUGUUCUAAGCAACCCUUGCCUAGUAAGCAACAACUGAGAAGGUUUUUUGAAACUCUUCAGAAAUGUGUUUCUGUUGAUGAGAAAGAUGAAUGGCUUAAGAAACACCGCGUGCAGUUUGUUGUACACAUAGUACUAGCUUGGAUGUUAGCUACAUCGACAACUUCAAUACAAGUACCCUACAACACACAAAUUGUGUCUCUUUUGCUUUUUUUGCAAACAAGCAACAAAGGCCUCCUUCAACAGGUUAAGACAGGGGAAGGGAAGACGCUGAUUGUUGGAAUGCUUGCAGCUGCUAAAGCUCUGCUUGGUUGUAAGGUCGAUGUUGUGUCGAGCAAUAGAGAUCUGGCUAAAGAUGGAAGAGAAAAGUGCGAGAAAUUCUUUGAUAUUCUUGGACUUAUGGCAGCUGUUAACUGUGGAGAGGAUGAUGACACCAAUCAACAGGCUUACAAUUCACACAUAGUGUAUGGUGAGGUUGGUUCAUUCCAAAGGGAUGUUCUAAUUGAAGAAAACAAUCCAGGUGACACAAACUUCAGUGCUCGCUAUUCUAAUUCCGAAAGAAAUUGUCUGCUCGUAGAUGAAGUUGAUAGCAUGUUCCUUGAUAAAGGUCGGCACAUGCUGUAUCUGUCUCACGAGAGUCCGGCUUUGAAACACUUAGAAUCUCUCUUUGUAACAAUAUGGUGUUCUGUUCUAAACCUUAACCCACAAAGUGAGGACAGAGAUACUUCCUUUGAAACAAUCUUGAACGAGCUAGCAGAUCAUUUAAUUGCUUUGAUUGAGAACGAAACAAUCUCUGUCCCCGAGUAUUUAGAAGGAUUCUGUCGGCACAAGAUAAAAGCCUGGGUUCGAAGUGCAUACCAAGCCCGGUUUAUGGAUGCAGAUGAUCAGUUUAUCCUCGAUCAUAAAAAUGAUGAACAAUCUGCUGAUAGGCAUAUUUUCCCCAUCGAUAAACAAACUGGCACUGAACAGUACAAUAUGAAAUGGAGUAACGGUUUGUCACAGUUUCUUGAACUCAAGUAUCGGCUUCCUCUUUCAACUGAGAGUCUAAAAGCUGUUUUCAUAUCAAACAAGAGGUUCUUCAAAAAAUACAAUGAGCAACUCUAUGGCCUGACCGGCACCCUUGGUUCUGUUUCAUCACGUAGGCUGCUCGAAACAGUUUACACAAUCAGAACAGUGGAGCUUCCAACUAACCGAGUCAAAAGAUACUCACAAGUCAAGUCUCAUUGUGCCUCAAAUGAGGAAGAGUGGUUUAAACAAAUACAAACCGAGAUAUCUUCUAAGACUGCAAGCCAACCUAUAUUGGUCAUUUGUGAGAACAUUCGUCAGCUACAGCUGUUGAAAAACUACCUACUAACUCAUGCUGUAGUUACUGAAGAGCAUAUCAUUGAUUAUGCCCGCGAUGGCGAUGAUGUUGAAAACAGAUUUAAACAAAGUGGUGCUCAACCUGGACAAGUUGUAUUGGCCACUAAUAAGGGAGGACGUGGAACAGACAUCAUUAUCAAAGAAGAACAAGUUCCUAAAGGUUUGCAUGUGAUACUAAGUUUCCUGCCCGAGAAUACAAGAAUAGAAGAGCAAGCAUUUGGGAGAGCUGCUCGUGCCGGACAAGCUGGAAGUGGCUGUUUAGUUGUUCCAAUUGAUUACAGAGAGUAUCAAGAUGAAAUUGAAACUUUUGGCUCUCUUGAAACUGCAACUGAAGUAAUAGUAGAAAUGGAGAAGAUCAAAAGAGACCAAGCAGAGACUGACCGACUUGGUUUACUGUUAAUUGAGGGAUUACCUAAACUUGAUCUCGAAGAAAAUAUGUACUUACUAUUCCAGGAAUACAAAAUAGCAUUUGCUUCAGCUCUAAAUGCUAGCAGUACUAAAUUGUUUGAUAUUGCGAUCAUGAACCUCCAAGACUGCAAAAGAGCUUGUAUUGCAAUCAUGACUGAUCGCUGGGCUUAUUGGUUAGACUCAAUGCGCACACAAAUACAGGCAGCAAACAGUCAAGACAAAAGACAGCAAGUUCAAGAUCUCUUUAACAAAGAGUUUCCUCUUGAAGAGCUAUCAGUUGUUUCAAUAGCUUAUGACUCACCAUUUUUCAAGAUACCAGAAGACUACAUUCAACUUGGCCAAGCUUUUCUCAAAGAAAUUGAAAAGGUGAAUGAUGAUUUAAUAAAGAAAAUCUACUAUGCUGCUCAAACUUGUUUUGAUAGAGCAAUAUAUAGAGGUGAUAAAACAGGAUUUCCUGCAAUGGCAGCUUGCUAUUGCUUCAUUAAACUUAACCCUGAAGCAACAGUUAAAAAUAAAAAGAGAGUCUGCCACUUUCUGAAAACUGCAGAGAUUCAUCUGAACGAGUUGCGUAGAAGUUGGAUGUCUAAUGGAGAAAUUAGUCGCUUGCUUUCUGAUCUCAUUGACGUAAGCCAGUAUGUUGAUUGCAAAGAGAACCAUUAUUUACAGCAGACAGAAGAAAAGAUCAAAGUUAUUGGGUUACACUUAAACAUCAUCAAGACAUUGUUGGGAAGUACUGUUGAUGAGUGCUCAUUUGCUGAAAAAUCUACUUUAACUAAUGAGAAAUUAACUAAAAAACAGUCAGAGGAAAUCUAUCACAAGUUGGUUGCUCACAGAAUUAUACACCACCAUAAAGUAAGAAAGUGCUGGAAAAAAGUGGAUAAGCUGAAGCAUCUUCUCUACAAAAAGCUUGAUCCUCACAUUGCAGACCAUUUAAUGAGUCUUGUCCCCACAAGUACCAGUAUCAGCGAAAGUGAUAUCUCAAAGUUUGUUUUCAGCAGUGAAGAUCUUUGGAGCGUUCUCAGUCCACUAAUGGGGCAGACCGAAGAGGUCGUAGUUAUCGAAGUUAAACAAGUGCAAACAAAACUGACUAGUGAUGAGCAAAUAGAGAACUGGACAAAGUUUGUAAAUCAGUUCAAAUCUCAGGAAACUGAUUGUCAAAUCGUACUACCAUCUCAUGAUCCAAUCCUUCAGAAACAAGAAUAUGUAAAUCUAAUUUCACACUUGAGGGAUAACUGCCUUGUUGUUGAGACUAGGAGAGGUUUACUCAUUGAAACAGCUUGCGAGUGUAUACUUACUCUAGAAAUUGGUGUCUACAAAGAUAUUGAGAUCUCCAGGGAUGGUGGUCACCUCAAGUUACGUGCAUUCUUGGCAGAAGUGUUAAAGCACUGCUGUGAGAAUGAAAGUCGUUAUCUCUACGAACACAUGCUACCUUAUGGAAAGAAAUCACUGGAAGCAAAGAAAAUUCAUGUGUUUCUUCAGGAAUAUGGAAUCUUAAAGUCUGGCCAACUUGCUGUUAGAAAUAAAUACAACAUCCGUGAUGAUGAAUUGAGGUCACUGACAGAGGAAGCGAUAGGUAAUGGGUACACUGAAGAACAGACUAGUUUCAUCUUAAACGUCCUUCAAGGCUUACAAGGUGAAGUUUGUAAAUUUGAACGAGACAUGAAAGUCGGUUUUGUUGAGUUCAGUGAACUUGACCCUCGCCCUGAUGAAAUUCCUCAAGCACUAGAGUUUUUUAUUGCAUGGCGUAUAGAUUACUUUUUAACUGUGAAACAAGAAGUUAAAAAAAGAUGGUGCUGGGAUUGGAAUGCCUUUGCAUGUGCUUUGAUUGGUCUGGCUCAGGUCAUUGGUGGGGCAGCUCUAAUGGUAAUAACAGCCGGAGCAGGUGCUCAAAUAGGAGCUGCACUGAUUGCCGAAGGAAUCAAUGACAUGGUAUACGCUACUAUUGCUGGACUAACUGGGACAUUUAGUUGGAAAGACUGGGCAAUACAGAAAGCUAUUAGCAUUGCCAUCUCUAUAGCAACUGUUGGCAUUGGCAUUGUGGCAUCUGGUGGUAGUACAGCUGCUAAACUUGGCUCCCCUUCUACACUGGGAGCGUUUGGUAAAGUCAUGGCUAAAGCUGCCGGCCAGUUUGCUAUGAAAGCUGUGACAGGAAUAAUUUCAGACGUAGUUUUGGCUAAAGUACAACAGCAAAUAGUUGACGGUGUUGUGGAAUUUAUACAAAAUAACAUCUUUUCAAAGUUGAGAGAUGAAUUACUCAAGCUUUUAACGAGAUUGUAUGAACAAGCCGAUUCUGAUGAUGCUUUCCAUGCCAAGUGUCAAGAUAUUCGGAUGCGUUUAGAAAAUGCUAUACUCAAACUACUGCCAGAUCACGUUGAUCGAAUUGUUUCUGAAAUAAGCACUUGCUUGAGUAACAGCUUUGAUACACUUGCUGAUAACUUGAGCAGAUCUAACUCAAAUUUGGCCAAAAUAGCAGGAAAUGCUGCAAAAGCUGUUAAAAUAGCAGAAACAAUUCACUCGGCUGUAAAGAAAGCAGUGAAAGUGUAUCACCUAGUGUCAGCUGUGGUUGAAGUAUUGGAAGAAACCCAAGAUACAACCAAACACUCCGGUCGUGGAAAGCAGAAUUCUAAUAAACACUCUGGCAAUAAAAAGAAUGGGCAUGCUGUAUUGCAAGAUAAUCUGGAAUCUAUGUGUCCUCUCAGUGGAAACAUGGAUGCUGUUACUGUACAUGUAACAGUAGUAGAAUUAGAGAUUGGCCUUGCUAAUGAGAGUCUAGUUUCUCGGGAGUUAGCUGAUAUUGAACGAGCCUACAUGGAUCCAAUAAGAAUGAAGCUGCAAUCUACACUGAAAAAAGGCGUCGACAAUAUUGUCAGAAAAGGUGUCAAACAAGUAGCAAAGGCUUCAAAGAAGGCUAUCACAAAAUGCGUAAAAAGUACAUUCACUAAGUCUCCAUCUGAAGUUGUGAAAGAUCUAAGUCAAAAAAAUAAACGUACAAAGCAAUCAACAGUAGCAGAUCAUGAAGAUAUGAUCAAGCAAGCUACACCUUCUCAACAACAGCCUCAUUCUACAGAAGCUGAUGAAAAACUUAAAGCCCAUCAAAAGCGGAGAGAUGAGUUUAAAGAAAGCAUUUGUGAUCCAUCAAACCACCAAACUCUUACGAUGCAAAUCCCAGCUCAACCAGCACAUGGUUCUAUUGGCAGCAAUGGAAAUGGCCAACAGGCAGUGCCUCAUCAGGGCCAUCAAAAUCCUGGCAAUCUUGCUGUUCAAGGUGUUGUACAGCAAGGAGGUCGAGAUCCUUCAAAUUCCAGAAGUACCAAAACAAGUCCACAUGAUAUAUUGUUACUGAAACAUUCCGAAGAUUAUAGGGGAGAAAAAACACUCAACAGAGAACAUAAGCAACACAAGAUGGAAACUGAAAUUGAACGAAUGGUACCACCACCUAAGUGUCCAGACUCUAUCUAUACAUUUCAUGCAUCUGCAAAUGCUGGUGUGAAUGCAGGGGUCAAAGCGGCCAAUCUAGUGGAUCGAAAGUACAUCCAUGGGAAUACUGCUGUAUCUAGCCCUCCAUAUGAGUUGAAACAAAGACAAGAAAAAGGCUUAGUGAAGGGAAAGCAAGAUGCUGAAUUCAGAUGUGGAUCAGUAGAGGUGGAUGAUGCACAGGAACACAUUAAAAAAAUGAGUACGUUUUUGAAAAAGAAUAACAACUGUAAGGUUUUUGAUAGCAAUGCUGAAACUAAUAAAGAAAGAUUGCGUUUAUUUAAUCGGCAAGAUGUGGGUAUUCAUCGUAUUACAUCGUACACGGAAUACAGAAAAGUACAAGAUGGAGAAAGAAAACUUCUAGGAAAGGAUGGAAUGAAUGAAGACAUAAGGUUAGGACAAUUUCCUAAACAACCUGCUCAGCUUCAAUGCACGCCACAGACUCAAAGAAAUGUGAAAAGAAUUGUACCUCCGAGGCUACACCUACCCUACACCAGAUUUGGACGACAUACACGUCCACCUUCUGGUAAUUUACAGUAACACUUUUACCACAUCAUUAUUAUGUUUGCAAAUGAUUAUUACCUAGCCUGCAUGAUUGUAUAUAAGUAUAACUAGCUAGUGGUUGCAUAAUUAUACAAACGUUUAUUAUAACAAAAACUAAUUAGCUAUAACAAAAACUCUUGUUCUAUUAUAACAGUAAAUGUAAUUAACUUUAACUGUGUUCAAUUUUCUCUGGUAAUGAUGAUUCAUGA
Messenger RNA from Halichondria panicea, 13630 nucleotides. RefSeq lists its product as uncharacterized. Gene Ontology annotation, biological process: protein targeting; intracellular protein transport; protein import. Gene Ontology annotation, cellular component: membrane. Bases 105 to 13418 code for a protein of 4437 amino acids. The transcript is spliced from 5 exons. Gene Ontology annotation, molecular function: ATP binding. Lineage: Eukaryota; Metazoa; Porifera; Demospongiae; Suberitida; Halichondriidae. The record is from RefSeq and is a predicted model, not a curated record.